Lodderomyces pseudojiufengensis is the source of this 462-nucleotide messenger RNA. RefSeq names its product U6 snRNA complex subunit. The record is from RefSeq and is a predicted model, not a curated record. Gene Ontology annotation, biological process: P-body assembly; mRNA splicing, via spliceosome; nuclear-transcribed mRNA catabolic process. The transcript is spliced from 2 exons. Gene Ontology annotation, cellular component: U6 snRNP; P-body; spliceosomal tri-snRNP complex. Lineage: Eukaryota; Fungi; Ascomycota; Pichiomycetes; Serinales; Debaryomycetaceae. Bases 1 to 462 code for a protein of 153 amino acids. Gene Ontology annotation, molecular function: U6 snRNA binding.
AUGCUUCCAUUAUAUCUAUUAACGGCAGCUAAAAACAAACCAAUUUUAAUAGAAUUAAAAACAGGAGAAACAUAUAAUGGAAACUUAACGAAUUGUGAUUCAUGGAUGAAUUUAACAUUACACGAUGUGAUACAAACUAAUAGCUCUGGAGAUAAAUUCGAAAAGUUAUCAACAAUAUAUAUAAAAGGAAUGCAUAUAAAAUAUUUGAGAAUACCUGAUCAAGUAAUGGAUUUUGUGAAAGAACAGCAAUUGCAAUAUCAUCAUAAUCAACAACACGGAGAUAGAGAUAACAGAAGAACGAAAAGGGGUAAUUAUCAAAGUCUGGGUGGUGGUGCUGGAGGCAGAGGAUAUAACCGUGAUGGUGGAAGGGAUAAUAGACGCGGUGGUAGAUACAAUAAUCAGAACAGCAAUAACAGUAAUAAUCAUAAUGGGAAUAACGGGAAUCGUCGAGGUCACCAAUAG